AUGAAGUCGCUACAGUUCGUUGUAUUUGCGGGAUGGCUCUGGGUGCUACCUUGUAUCGCGUCACUCGUUCAAUCUACAUCAUGUGCCUCCAAUGCUUCGGCGGUUAGGUUGGCCAAUUAUGUGAUGGACGUGGUGAUUUCUGAUAACCAUGAUAAGCUCCAAUUUUACAUAACCUCAGAAGUGAUAAAUAACCAUGACGUGCUGGACACAAGUGUGAUCAUAGAUGACGUUAAUACCACCUCAAACCGUUGGACCAACAUGCAUGUUGAAAUAUUGUUCAUGGGGAAGCAGUUUAUUGACGAGAAUGUGAGGUUCUGUGACAUUGUCAACGUGAAGAAUACUCUGGAGUACCUAUAUAGUCCCAGGUUCCAGGAUUCCCUGUCGGUAAGCGGGCCCGAUGUUGUAAGCAAUUCCACCUUGACGGUUAAUGAAAAGAGAAUGCUUGCUGAGGGACAGCAUGACUUCGAAAGCAGGGACUUGUCACCACUCACAGGGAGGGACGAUAGAAGUGAAGAUGUUUCUUCCGCCAGAAAUUUUACUCGUAAACCUCAAGAAAUCUCGGACAACAAUGUUUUUAACUACACGUCUACCUUGGUAGCUACCCACUGUCCGCUAUACGUCAAUGAUACAAUAACGUUCUUCUACGAAGCAGAUAUCGGGAAGAAUUAUCAUCGGUUAGGUUCGUACACGGUUAAAUUUACACUCAUUUCCAACGAGGUGGAAUCACAAAUUAUUUCUUGUAACAAGGCCUACAUUACCCCAACUCAACCAUCCUCAAUUUACAAGACUAUAAUGAUUGGAGUACUUCUUUUAUUGCUUGUCACUGGAGGCAUCAAUUUCUUUACAGUGAUGUACUCAUCGUACCAGGAGUCUUCUAAUCCUCUCUUAUUUACAGCAAGUACCAUUGGAAACGAAAAGCUUUUAAAACAACUAGAAUGCUCGGUGACCAGUAUCUUGCAAUAUUUGCAAUUUGCCCUUUUUAUCGGUGCAUUGGAUUUACAAUACCCUGGGUUUUAUCAACCAUUAAUCUCUCAGUUCAAAUGGUGUGCCCUUUUGGGGAUAAGUCUAAUUGGAAUAGAUAGAGGAGGAAAAUUUCAUAAACAUAGCCCAAGAGGUCCAAGCACCAAAGAUUAUGUCUACAGCACGUAUAACAAGCGUGGAUUGCAAAGCUUAACUGAAUAUAGUACAGACCGAAACUCCAUUGAUUGCUGGCCCAAUUUUAUGUUGGUCUUGACGAUUUGGAUCUUUUUGCAAAUACUUGCUAAACAACUUUUCAUCUACAUCAAGGAAUUUAUUCAUUUGGUCAGGGGUAACAGGUAUAUGAUGAUUGGCAGAGAGAGCAGACUAGAUUUAUCGAAAAACCUUUCGUUAAUUUUGGGAGAGAUAUUUAACAAUUUCUUGAAUUUGUUUUCCUUACCAUUUUUAACAUUAACAUUGUACAUUUUCUCCUUGGCCCUUGAAACAAAAGAAUGGGAAAGCUUCUAUCCGUUCUUGUCAGCUUUAAGCUAUGACAUUUACGACCCCUACACUAGCUACAAGUCCUUAUUCUCAUCUGGAUUUAGCAGUCAUCAAUGGCAGCAUACUUAUGGUAACUCCACCCUGAGCUUCAGCAAUAAUUCAAAUUUAACCACAACUCCAAAAUUAUAUCCGUCAACAUAUAAUGAUACACUGAGUAAUAUUACUUCCACGUUUCAGAGUCGUCGUCCACAAAAUUUUGCAAUACCUGCCAGAGUUAUGGCUCCUGCUAUUAUAUCCUUUAUUCUUUGGUGUGCAUUGGCAUUAUUUUUCACUUUUAAUUAUCUUUUUACAAUAAGAAAGGUUUACCUGAAAGAUAAAAAUAAUACGUUCUGGGAAACUUUAAUUCCAUUCAGAAUAUGUCAAAAUAGCAACGUUUCAAAACUAUACACUUCUUUGAAAACAAUAUUAAUCUGGGGAUUUAGCUACCACCACCUUGAACCUACUAAAAUCUUCUAUGUCACGGUUCCAUAUUCAUCGAUAUUUUUGAAGCUGAUAGUCAUUGGGGUAUUACAAAGCCAUGGAUGUGCUCAAGUUACUAUCUUAUCCAUCAUUGAAUUUUUGGAAAUUUGCGUUUUGAUUUAUUAUAAGCCUUACGUUAUUAAGAUAAGGUGGUUUUCAUCUAGAUUGAUCACUCCGUUUGCAAAGUUAGUGGUGACUUUGUUAUGCAUUCCAUACAUUAGAGAGUUAGAUUUAAGCGAAGUAAGGAGGACGUAUGUUGCCUAUGCACAAUUAUUAAUUCACGUCAUUGUAGCAGUGAUUUUCCUUAUUCAAUUGCUUUAUGGACUUGGCAUGACGGUGCAUAGCAUUAUCAAGGAGAGUUGCAAAAGGUCUGAAAGUGAUACGAAGGUACUGAAUAUGAAAAAGAUAAAAUCCCAUGAAUACAGAGGAAUAACAAAAUUGGAAGAAGAAGGAUGUUUUGAUGGUGAAUCGAGUAUACCUGCCUACCGUAUGAGUGACUAUAUUAAUGUAAAAUUUGACGGCCCUCCUGAAGAAGACAUUGAAAAUGAAGAUGCCUACUAUUUUAGGGGUGCAGCAGCGAAUAGAGUUGAAGGUAAGCUUGAAACAGCAACAAGUGAUCACACAGAAGAGAAUUUUUCAGAGAUCUAUAAUAAACCUGAAAAGGCAUGCUUCCGUAAUGACUCGUUCACUGACGCAAAUGACCACUUACUAAGAUCAAUUUCAGACUUAGGAUCAUCAUUUCAUGAGCAACAAAAGUCUUCAUAUAGAAGAAGAAAAGAAAAUGAUUAUACGUUUAGAGAAGGAGAUUUCAUCUACAAGAAAUUUUUGAUCGACGAUUCUAUUGACCCAGAAAUUAAGGCUCUUUGGAAUUUAAGAACGCAGAAUCAGAAUCAAAAUCAAAAUCAAAAUCAGAAUCAGAACCAAAAUCAGAAGCUUUUUAGUAGGCAAGGUGAAUCAGAGCUAAGCCUUAAUUCUGCAAAUUCUCCUCGCUCAUUUUCACCCUUGCGUAACAAAAGCAUCCAACUGCCAAACAGUGACCAGCAAAGUCAUAAAGUGAAAAAACCUACCCCAUUCUUUAUCAAUCUUUUCAAGAAGAAUAAAAAAGCAGACAUUCCAGUCAAAAGCUUCGAAAUAGAUAGACCAAGACAUCUCAUUGUAAAAACAAGAGAGCAAAUGGAACAAAUGAAUGAAAAAAGCAUAUCCUCCAAUAUAAAACUGCCUUCACCAGCAUCGAGCGCAAGUUUACUGUCAACAUUACCAGAGGAAAAUCAACUAAAUAUUGACAACCAGCAUUCUUCCGAAGAAUAUGGAUCUACUGAUUCACUAGUAAUCGUUGAAGACAACAACAGGUCUGAUUCCUGGCUGUUUAUACCCCAGCAAUAUUAA
Molecule: messenger RNA, 3363 nt
Organism: Dujonia railenensis
Lineage: Eukaryota; Fungi; Ascomycota; Pichiomycetes; Serinales; Debaryomycetaceae
Source: the annotation of a GenBank genome assembly